AUGCCUUCCAUCCUCCCGGCCUACACGCUUCCCGACCACAGCAUUCAGGUAGCGAUCGACAGAGGAGGCACCUUCGGGGGCACGUAUCGCACGUCGUCCUGGCCUCUGGAGGACGGCGAGCGCAAAGAGAUCAUCUUCAAGCUCCUCUCGGUCGACCCCUCGCACUACGCCGAUGCACCUACCGAAGCCUGCCGCCGUGUCCUCGAACUUGCGACCGGUACGAAGAUCCCUCGAGGCGUCAAACUUGAGACGGCCAAGUUCGACUACAUCCGCCUGUCAACAACGGUCGCGACCAACGCCCUCCUCGAGCGCAAGGGCGCCCCUCACGUCUUCGUGACGACCAAGGGCUUCCGCGACCUCCUCCGGAUCGGCAACCAGUCUCGACCCAACAUCUUUGCUCUCAACGUCCGUCGCGCCGAGGUCCUGUACGAGUCGGUUCUCGAGGUCGACGAGCGAGUGACCCUUCACGGCUACACCUACGACCCCGACUUUGAGAAGAACGCGCCCAAGUUUGACGACGCUGGCAAGCUCAUCAGCGACCACGAGGGCGAGUUCGUGCGUGGAGUGUCGGGAGAAGCGGUGCAGAUCCUGCGGAAGCCCGACCUCGCCAAGGUCCGCAGCGACCUGCAGGCGAUCUACGACCGUGGCGUCCGCUCGGUCGCCAUCUGCUUCGUCCACUCGUUCACCUUUCCCGACCACGAGAACCUCGUUGCCGACAUCUGCCGCGACAUCGGCUUCCCUCAGAUCUCUGUCUCGUCAGCGCUCUCGCCGCAGAUCAAGGCCGUUCCGCGCGCAACGUCUGCCUCGGUCGAUGCCUACCUAAACCCGGUGCUCAAGGACUACCUUCGCGGCUUCUUCAAGGGUUUCGAGUCCUCCCUCGCCGACGGUACGUCCGGGGCACGCGUCGAGUUCAUGACAAGCGAGGGCACCCUCGUCGACGUCGCUCACUUCUCCGGCCUGCGCUCCAUCCUCUCUGGGCCGGCCGGCGGCGUCGUCGGCUACAGCUUGACGAGCUGGGACGAGAAGGAGCCUGGCAACCGUCCACUGGUCGCACUCGACGUUGGCGGAACUAGCUCAGACGUGUCACGCUUCGAUGGACGCUUCGAAAAGACGUACGAGACGACGACGGCCGGCGUCUCGAUCCAGUGCCCGCAGCUCGACAUCAAUACGGUUGCCGCAGGAGGAGGUUCAUGCCUCACCUUUCGCAACGGGCUCUUCCGCACGGGUCCCGAGUCUGCCGGUGCGCAUCCUGGACCGGCGUGCUACCGCAAGGGCGGCCCGCUCGCCAUCACCGACGCCAACCUCGUCCUGGGCCGCCUCGUGCCCGAGAUCUUCCCUCGCAUCUUCGGCCCGAGCGAGGACCAGCCCAUCUCGCGCGAGGACUCGGUCAAGGCGUUCGAGGAACUGAGGCGCGAGAUCAAUGCCUACAACGUCGAGCACGGCAACGGCAAGGAGAUGACGCUCGACGAGGUCGCUUUCGGGUUCAUCAAGGUCGCGAACGAGACGAUGGCCCGCCCGAUCCGCGCGCUCACCGAGUCGAGGGGUUUGUCGACGUCCAAGCACAUCCUCGCGGCUUUCGGCGGAGCCGGCGGUCAGCAUGCCUGCGAACUUGCGCGCACCCUCGGCAUCAACACAAUCCUUAUUCACCGCUACUCGUCCAUCCUCUCGGCCUACGGCAUGGCCCUCUCGAACCGCGCCUUUGAGAAGCAGGAGCCUUGCGCAGCCGAGUACAACGACGCCAACAAGCCGGCCCUGCUCGACCGCAUUGAGCGGCUGCGAACGCAGGUCGUCGAGGAGCUUCGGCGGCAAGGCUUUGCGGCGAACAGGAUCGACGUCGAGUGCUACCUGAACAUGCGCUACGACGGCUCCGACACGUCUCUCAUGACCCUCGCUCCCGCCGACGGCUCGUUCGACUACCAGUCCGCGUUCGAGGCAAUGUACCGCACCGAGUUCGGCUUCCUCAUCGAAGGCAAGGCCGUCAUGGUCGACGACGUCCGAGUACGCGGUAUUGGCCGCACGUUCGACUCGCUCGGCGAGUCCGUCCACGCCGAGGUUCGCAAGACGACCUUCUCGCCCGCCGGCGUCGAUGCCAAGGCGGAGAAGAGUCGGACGAGCAUGUACUUCGAGCAGACUGGCCGCGUGGACGUCCCCGUCUACCUGCUCGACAACCUCGCGACCGGCGACCUAGUCGAAGGACCGUCCGCCAUCGUCGACGGCACGGCCACCCUGAUCCUCGACCCGGGCGCAUCGGCCAAGAUCUGCUCUCGUCAUGUAUACAUCACUCUCGCUUGA
Messenger RNA from Rhodotorula toruloides NP11, 2292 nucleotides. RefSeq names its product 5-oxoprolinase. Bases 1 to 2292 code for a protein of 763 amino acids. The record is from RefSeq and is a predicted model, not a curated record. Gene Ontology annotation, biological process: glutathione metabolic process. Gene Ontology annotation, molecular function: 5-oxoprolinase (ATP-hydrolyzing) activity. Gene Ontology annotation, cellular component: cytosol. The transcript has 6 exons. NCBI's taxonomy places the organism in Eukaryota, Fungi, Basidiomycota, Microbotryomycetes, Sporidiobolales, Sporidiobolaceae.